Molecule: messenger RNA, 988 nt
Organism: Aphanomyces astaci
Lineage: Eukaryota; Oomycota; Saprolegniomycetes; Saprolegniales; Verrucalvaceae
Exons: 5
Coding region: 220-867 (215 amino acids)
Source: RefSeq, a predicted model, not a curated record
GCACUACGGAGUAGUACGCUUUUGCUGCCCUCGACGGGGUACGUGUGGCGGGAUUACAUUGUAAGGAUGCAGUUAGCUUGCACGAGAUGAUGGUUCAAGCCUGUAUGACAAUCUGCAACCUUUCACUGGAUAUUCCUGUUCAUUUUACUGUCAUUAAUUAUGACAGUAAAAUGACCACAACAUGUGAAAAUGAAUCAUUUACUAUUUCGUAUUAAAUGAAUGAUUUAUACAUCGUGUGUGCCGGUAAACCUUGGUGGUUGUUCGGAUAACUACAUAUUUUGCCGACGAAGAACACGCAGAAUGAACUGGUUCGAGAAAGGAUGCGUCCGCGCCGCGCCUGCGUUCAAGCGGCGGACGUCCCAACAUGACCUGAUGGGUGACAUGCUUCGCCAAGGACACUUGUCUCAUCGAUCGGCAAGCAAGCUCUUUGAGGCUCCCAAAUCGACCGUGCUCGAGCCUCUCCGAACUACCGAAGUGUCGAGUACAGAUGCGCUCGAAUCGUUUGCGUUACAGGCGUCCCACUACCGUUUCCGUCCCAGCAUCUUGCUGCCCUUCGCCGCGUGUGCCAGCGCUUCGUUCGGUCACAUCUUGGGCGCAGUGUCUCCAACCCUGAGCACAUCUUACGCUGCGGGUGUCAAGUUGGCCAUUGGCGACUACUACAACGACCAGAUUCGUGAGAUCUAUGCCGAACUGCCCGAAGCCCCAGAAGCGGUCCCUUUGAAAGAGCUCUUCAAGACGUUGCGCGAUGCGUCCCUUGCCGACGUCGAGCGUUUGUUCCCUUCCAUCGAGGCGGCCAAGCAAGAUGCUGUCGCCCAAUAUGCUAAGACCAUUACCCAAGUAUUGCUGCGUCCAGGGUCUGAAGUGUGAGCGCUGAUUCAAACACGAAACAAACGUCUUGUUGCAUUCGAAACAAACGUCUCAUUCAACAUAAACCGCACUAUGAAUCGUACAUUAUAUGUACUAACUAGUACCAGUUAGUUUACCAACA